UUUGUAUCUUCCUUGUGGUUAGCAUGUUACGAGCUACAGACAGGCUAGUGCUUUGAUAGUACAACAGCCCGAGCAGGAUCACCACACGUGCUCACAAAAAUGGCGGAAGAAAUAGCUAUCGAAAUAGAUAUUAAACAAAUUUUUAAUGAAUAUGAGGGUGUCUUCGAGGUACUUCCUGCUAGGAAACGAAUAUUGUGCAAACUUACAAAGCAUGAAAUACCAUUAUCACUAGAUGCUUUGAAAGACUAUGUGGAAGGUAAAAAAUUUAAGCGACUUUUUGCAAAAGUAAAGUCACCAAAAACUGUUGCAAAACUAGAUGACAAAUACAAGAACUAUUUUAUUCCAAGCAAAAAUAGCAAAUCCCAACUUUAUUGUACUUUAACAAAGAAGGAAAUUAAUAAUUUACCUCAUGAAAUAGAGAAGUAUAUUACAGGGUACAAAUUUAUGAAAGCUUACCAUUACCAAAAGAAUGAACAAGUCAACAUAAAAAAAACACCAAAAAAUGGAGAUACUGAAAUAAGUGUAGAUGAAGAUAUGGAUGAUGAAAUUGAAUUUCCUUCAUUUUUGAACAGUUCUGAUGACGAAAAUGAUGAACAGGAAAAAGAAAUCGAUGAAGAUGAUAAUAAUACCAUGAAAGAUGAAGAAAUUCAACCUGUCAGUGAGAAGGAGGAGGUAAUUAUCAGUAACAAUGACGAGAAUGACAAAAAGUCAAGAACUAAAAAACGAAAGCUUGCCAAAAAAUCUCUAAGCAAAAAGUCAUCAAUACCAGUUAAGAAAAGAAAGGCAAAGAACUUGUAGUAGUUCUAUUUUCCUGCAAUAAAAUCCUGUUUAGACGGACAUUGCGAAUCUUCAAGUCAGUGACAUCCCGAAACACUCAUAUAAAUUUAUGUGCUGUUGAUCCUGUACUCAUGCUACUAUUUUGUGGAACGUGGAACAUGAAAAAGUUCUUAUAACAGUCAAUGUAAUAUGUAUGUGAACCUGGGUUAUCAACAACAAUGGAUUUUGUUGGUGGUAUACUAGUAUAGAUGCUUGAAAAAUAGUAUGACUUGAAUUUCAUGAAGUUUACGAUAUACAUAUAUACAUCCUUGAGUGAUUCUUAAUUACAAAUUAUAUUUUAUAUUACAAAUAUUGAAAAACUUAAAUCACAAUUCACUGAGUCUAUAUAAUUUGUGCAAGAUCAGUUGUGUUAAAGUAUAGAUCCGUAAAAAUUCCAAGUCUUUAUUUAUUCUUAGGGCCUAAUGAAUCUUAUUUAAUUAUGUAUUCUUAAAAAAGCCUUGUGCAUUAGUUUUGUGUAAUGAAAGAUUUUGGAUUUCUUCAGUUAUAUUUGUUGACGUUGUACUCAUACUUAUGUCUGCAAAAUAUUAUUUUAAAAGCAAUUGACUUAUUUAUUUACCAGAAUAUAAUAGAUUGAUUUUGAUAAACUGAAAGGAACUAUGUUAUUAGAACUAUAUGCAAACAAUCUGUAUGUUUUAAAAAUAUAUUAGCAUACAAUACAGGGUCUUAAAUGAGGCAUAAAAUGAUUUAUAAGUUCUUUUUAAACAUGUGAACCUGGGAAAUAUAAAACAGAAAAAAGGAUUUUUUUUAAAUAUAUCAAUUUUCGUACUAUCAAAAUAUCUUUUUAUUGCUAAAUUAGCUUUUCCAUUCAACCCAAUUCCCAUCCUUAUUUGGAUCCUGCAUUGGAAUUAUUGUGUUUAUGAAAUACAUUCAGACAAAUGAUUUUUUUUCUAUUCUAUUGCAUUUUUUUUACAUUAAGGUUGCCUCCCGUGAAAAAUCAAGUUGAGCUCAUAUGAAAGAGCUUGAAAGGUUGUCUAGGAAUUUUAAUAUUUUUUCAAAAAUUCUUGAUUGGUUCUUUAGAAUUUGGUCUAAGAAGAUUCACUAAUUAUGCAUGAUGUCAUGAGUAUGCUCUCCAAGGGUGUUAAUUUAACAUUUUUGAAAGGCCAUAUAGAGUUAAAAAUGUUUUCUGGCCGUUCACUUUGAAGAUUUGUGAACAUUUUACAUAA
This is a messenger RNA of Hydractinia symbiolongicarpus, 2000 nucleotides long. RefSeq names its product surfeit locus protein 2-like. The transcript has a single exon. The coding region runs from base 100 to 798 and encodes 232 amino acids. NCBI's taxonomy places the organism in Eukaryota, Metazoa, Cnidaria, Hydrozoa, Anthoathecata, Hydractiniidae. The record is from RefSeq and is a predicted model, not a curated record.